This is a messenger RNA of Paramecium sonneborni, 519 nucleotides long. The record is from the annotation of a GenBank genome assembly. Lineage: Eukaryota; Ciliophora; Oligohymenophorea; Peniculida; Parameciidae.
AUGUUUAAUAAAUCAGUGUAAUCUAAUAGAAACUUGCUAUCUGGUUAACUUCAUAGAAUAAUAUUGAACAAAUAAUCAUAAAGAGAUGAGAUUGAUCAAAUUUAAAAAAAGAAUUCAUUAAAAUAUAAGUUAAGAGAGUAAAUUAAACUUUAGAAGAGCAAUAACCACUUUAACGCAAGGAAUUCAAUGGAUGGUUUAGAAUCGGUUUUUAGAGUGGAUACAAGCAAAAAGAUAAAAAGCCCAGUCAUUGUGAUACCAAAUAGAAAGAUUUUUGUAUCUAGCAAAAAUAGUAGAAGGAGUCAUUAAUCAGCUAGUUAAGAACCUGGCCAAUCAAUGCCAGGAGUUAAGAAAUCUAUUGAAUGUGGCUAUCGAAUAUUAGUGAAUAGAUCUUCUAGAAUUCCUACACUAUAGAUGGAUGAAGAAUUGACAAAGGAGUAAUCAAAAAUAAUUAUUUCAAAAGACCCUGUUUCCUUUACUGAUUGGGUUGAGAGGAUUUAUGGUAAAGGAUGGUUUUAUUGA